AUGGUUGAUUCCUCCGUGAACCUGUCGGGUUCGGGUCGUUUGCGCCGGCCUGUGUGGGCAACCCCACCGCAACCCCUGCAGUCUCUGGACGAUCCAUUGUUGAGGGGCGAGGCCUUGCUUUCACCGACGGUCGUGUCAUCGCACACGCAACUUCCAGGAUUGUUGAAGCAGCCGAGCUUUCCAAAGUCUGCGUCCGCACCGGUUUUCCCUGCCGCCGAGAAGAAGCCAGUGUUGCGGCCGCUAGAGCAUCGGCCAAGCACGUCCGCUGGCAGCGACGUGUCUGUACCAAGCAGAGGCACGGCUUGCGGGCAUGUCUUGGUGCUCAGGUGCUCAGGUGCUCGUUCCUUUUGUCAGCCGUUUUAUUCGGCUCAUGAGCUACCAAUUCUUUUGAUGCGUGGCAUGAAUGCUGCGAUGCCUCGCCUGUGCAGCUGUUGCUGCGUCCGCCACACGCGAUGUUGUGGCAGCCGAGCAACUCUUACACAGGUGGCAUCAUGA
Molecule: messenger RNA, 495 nt
Organism: Symbiodinium natans
Lineage: Eukaryota; Dinophyceae; Suessiales; Symbiodiniaceae
Source: the annotation of a GenBank genome assembly